AUGGACUGCGCACCUCAAAUCACAAAUGCUGUUGAAACAGCCAUCCCCUUAUGCCAGAUCAUUUGGUGUGGCGUUCAUGUGUUGCGCGCUGUCAUGAGAAAGGCUGAAAAGUUUCAAGAUCGUUCCAACUUCGAAACUUUCUAUAACUUAAUGAAGUUAUUGGUCUUUGGUUCUGAAGAGGAAGAAAUUGAUCCUGAUGAAGUUUACAACAAUUUAGAAGAAAUUUUAAAUGAGGAACCUGCUGCCCGUGAAUACUUUGACCGACAGUGGCGCCAUCAUCUUGACAGGUGGAUGCUUCGCUAUAUAAAUGAAGGAGAUGGAACAAACAACAUCUCGGAAUCACAUUUCAAGGUUUUGAAGCACCAGUACUUCCCAGAAAGGCGAAAUCUUCGACUCGAUGAACUUGUCAUCGAGUUAUAUUCCAGUGUUGUUCCUUCAUUCCUGAUUAAGUUGCAAAUUAAAGGUCUGGAUUCAGAGAGAAGUGUUAAAGUUAUCAAAAAAGUCACAAGAGAUUUCGAAGAAAUGACACAAUUUAAAAAAGUCGAAUGCAUCAGUAUGCUUGAAGCUGUUCAGAAAGGUCUGAAAAAUGAUACACUUGAUCCCAACAUUGUUUACUCAACAUUAAAAAUAUUAUUGCAAAGAAAACAUUUGAUUUAA
Molecule: messenger RNA, 657 nt
Organism: Trichomonas vaginalis G3
Lineage: Eukaryota; Parabasalia; Trichomonadida; Trichomonadidae
Product: MULE transposase domain-containing protein
Exons: 1
Coding region: 1-657 (218 amino acids)
Source: RefSeq, a predicted model, not a curated record